AUGGGCGACGACGGCACAAAACUGCUUCAGCAGAGGUUGGCCGAACGAACUCGCGAACAUAAAGCAACGCGCGAAGCAGUCCUAGAGAGCAAGUUUUGUAAGCCGCCUGCUCCUAUGUCAUCCAAGAAAGACAAACUGGUGCACAACUUGUCGUCAAAGGAGCUGACGGAGGAACAAAUGCAGGUUUUACGGCAUGAGGCCUCAUUCAACACAGCCGAUGCCAAACCUGCCAACAUGAUCGCAGCAGUGGGUUCAAUCCUCAGCCAGACGGGAGCGACAGACGAAACGAAGAACCUCAUUCGACACCAAGCGUCCUCCCUCUUUAUGCCUCAUAGGCCGCGCGACGUGCUUUCCAAGGUCGAGCGUGAUGCAAUUAAGAAACUCAGGGCCGACAACGACCUCGUUAUCGUGCCUGCGGACAAGGGGUGUUCAACGGUCGUAUUGGACAGGAGACAAUACAAUCAAAAAGCCAAAAGCAUGUUGGAGGAUCGUCAGUCCUAUGUCCCAUGCGAAUCCAACCCCAUGAAAACGCUGACACGCGAGAUUAACGCGACGCUGUUGGCAAUGGAGAACUCAGGUGCAAUAUCGCGAAUCGACCGACGCAUGGCGAGAGCACAAGAAACGGCCCUAGCCCGAUUCUACGGUCUCCCAAAAGUGCACAAAAGAGGGCGCUCCUCUCCGGCCUAUCGUAUCACUAAAGGGCACUCCAGCCUACGGACUGGCAAAGUGGCUGUUCCAACGUCUCAAGUUUCUGACCUCCGGUUCGAACACCACAGUCAUCUCGUCAACGCAAUUCUUGGAGAAAUUUAA
Spirometra erinaceieuropaei is the source of this 810-nucleotide messenger RNA. The record is from the annotation of a GenBank genome assembly. Lineage: Eukaryota; Metazoa; Platyhelminthes; Cestoda; Diphyllobothriidea; Diphyllobothriidae.